Molecule: messenger RNA, 1063 nt
Organism: Solanum stenotomum
Lineage: Eukaryota; Viridiplantae; Streptophyta; Magnoliopsida; Solanales; Solanaceae
Product: agamous-like MADS-box protein AGL11
Exons: 9
Coding region: 177-875 (232 amino acids)
Biological process (GO): positive regulation of transcription by RNA polymerase II
Cellular component (GO): nucleus
Molecular function (GO): protein dimerization activity; DNA-binding transcription factor activity, RNA polymerase II-specific; RNA polymerase II cis-regulatory region sequence-specific DNA binding
Source: RefSeq, a predicted model, not a curated record
GGGUGAAAGUUAGGGUAAGUAGGGAUAUAUAUAAAAAGAAAGAAAAGCAUAUAAGAAUUGUGUUUUUUCUUCAUUGAUCAGUGUACAAAUAAGAAGUCUUUGGAAGUUGUGUGAGUUUUCCGAAAGCCUUUGAAGUUCGCCGGAAAAUAGCAAUAUUUUCAAUUCAAGCCAAUCAGAUGGGAAGAGGAAAGAUAGAGAUAAAGAGGAUAGAGAACAACACAAACAGGCAGGUUACAUUUUGCAAGAGGAGAAAUGGAUUGUUGAAGAAAGCCUAUGAACUCUCUGUUCUCUGUGAAGCUGAGAUUGCUCUUAUUGUUUUCUCCACCCGUGGACGCGUCUAUGAAUACUCUAACAACAACAUUAAGGCAACUAUUGACCGAUACAAGAAGGCAACUGCUGAAACCUCCAAUGCUUGCACCACUCAAGAGCUCAAUGCUCAGUUUUAUCAACAAGAAUCAAAAAAGCUGCGCCAACAGAUACAAAUGAUGCAGAAUUCAAACAGGCAUCUGGUUGGUGAAGGGUUAAGUUGUUUGAACGUAAGAGAGCUGAAGCAGUUGGAAAAUAGACUUGAACGAGGCAUCAGUAGAAUCAGAUCAAAAAAGCAUGAGAUGAUACUGGCUGAAACUGAGAAUUUGCAGAAGAGGGAAAUUCUACUGGAACAGGAGAAUGCAUUCCUUAGAUCAAAGAUAGCAGAAAAUGAGAGGCUUCAGGAAUUAAGCAUGAUGCCAGCAGCAGGAGGACAAGAGUACAGUGCAAUACAGCAAUAUUUAGCAAGAAAUAUGCUUCAACUUAAUAUGAUGGAAGGCCAAGGUGUCUCUUCUUAUGAUCCAUUGCCUCCUCCUCAUCAUGACAAGAAGUCCCUUGAACUUCAGUAGAAUAAAAUCCCCAGCAAAAGCUUUGAGAAUUUUACAAAAGAAAUUUAAUGUCUACAACUUAUGAAGUAAUCUCUGAUGAUUGUAUGUUACUUAAAUUAGUACCUUAUUUUGUGUAUUUGAAUUGUUUGUUUUAGGAUUUGUAAGAAAUUUGAACUUAUGAUGAGCUUAGAAAGUAUGUUGAAGUUCAC